CUCUGCUGAUAUCCCUGAUGAAAUACACGCACGUCAGAAUUUGUUCAAACGCAUGCGCGCAAAAAUGUCUGUUGAAUCCUUUUUAUAUUUCAGCGUUUUAAUUUUGUCAUCCUGAUUAAAACUGAUAAAUGUUACGUUAAAAAUUAUCGCGCGACACUGUCGCAAUUAAUGCAUUCGUUCUCUCGACAACACUAUGGCGAGUCACCGUCAAUGAACAACGCGGUGCAAAACACCGAGUGGCGUUGCAAACAGAAACAAGACAUGUCUUCGUAUUCGAGUGAGUUGUCACAGUCCCAGGAAUACUUGAGUUUUCGCAGUUCCGUACCGCUGCGAAAAAUCGUCGUUGACACCAACGGUACCAAGGGUUGGAAAGUGUACGAUUCCAAUCCAAAGAGUGUCAAAUGUCCUCUGAUAUGUCUUCCACCAGUCUGCGGCACUGCCGAUAUUUUUUUUAGACAGAUAUUAGGUCUGGCAGCCAAAGGUUAUAGAGUUAUAUCAGCUGAGCCACCAGUAUACUGGAAUAUAAAGGAAUGGUGUGAUGGAUUCAGAAAACUGUUGGACUAUUUGGAACUGGACAAGGUUCAUCUUUUCGGUGCUUCCUUAGGUGGUUUCUUGGCACAGAAAUUUACAGAACUAAAUGCUCAUUGUCCCAGGGUAGUAUCUCUUGUUCUGUGUAACACCUUCACAGAUACAUCUGUAUUUAAGUACAAUGACUCGGCAACAGUGUUUUGGAUUUUGCCUUCAGUAGUGCUGAAGAAAAUGAUAAUGGGGAAUUUCGCAGCAGAAAAAGUUGACGGAGAGAUUGUAGAGGCAAUUGAUUUCAUGGUAGAGCGACUGGAAAGUUUAACGCAACCGGAACUGGCAUCCCGUUUAACGAUGAAUUGUAUGAACUGUUAUGUACAACCUCAAAAAAUAUGUCACUUACCUGUAACGAUAAUAGAUGUUUUUGAUGAAUACGCUUUAUCAAAUGCAGUCAGAGAAGAAGUAUACAAAUGUUAUCCUCAUGCCAAACUUGCUCAUUUAAAAAGUGGUGGAAAUUUUCCGUAUUUAAGUCGAUCCGCCGAAGUUAAUUUACAUUUGCAGAUUCAUCUGAGACAGUUUGAAGAUACAGAAUAUGCAGCUUCGGAGAGAACAAAGACUUAGCGAAAUCUAUUCAUCAUCAUCAUCAUGUUAGGAAAAAACGUAUAUUAAUUAAUCAAACAAAAAUGGCCUCUGAUUGAGUAUUCAUAUGCAGAUAUCAAGACUAUUUGAUUUUGUGUUAAGACGUUUAGUCAUAGAGAUAUAGGAGAUAGAGUGGAGCGGACUGAAAAAGCGAUAAAGGCUUAGAAAGAUGCAUAAUUUUACGUUUAGUACAAAUAACUGUUUUCUUUAUAAAUAGAACGUUAAAUAAAUUGAUUAUAAUAUUUUUUACUAAAGUAAUAAUAAAGAUAAGUGAAAGAGUGAAGAAAAAAAAUUCUACUACCAUUGAUGUUAUUGCGCAUGCGUUAUUAGACAAGGACAGAGAGGGCCCAUAUGCAUCUUUCUCUUUUUAAACCUUUAUCGCAUUCACUUACGCGCUAGCAUAAGACUCGCGCACUCUAGUCUUAUAUCUCUAUGCAUUUAGUCAAAUUGAACAUAUGAUUCAGUUGAUCUCAUAUCUCUCGGUGAAACGCAUUAUGUAUAUGUACGUGUGUACGUAUAUAUAUAUAUUAUACAAUAUAACAAUAUGAAGACAUCACGCAAUA
Pseudomyrmex gracilis is the source of this 1724-nucleotide messenger RNA. RefSeq names its product maspardin-like. The transcript has 7 exons. The record is from RefSeq and is a predicted model, not a curated record. NCBI's taxonomy places the organism in Eukaryota, Metazoa, Arthropoda, Insecta, Hymenoptera, Formicidae. Bases 169 to 1143 code for a protein of 324 amino acids.